CCAGUAAUUCUCGGGAGAAGGUGAUAAGUCCUCACAUUCUGUUCCAGACGUGAACAGCACAAUGGGGUGCAAAGUUCUGCUGCGACUUGGUCACCAGAUGCUGCGGCGGAAGGUGGUGGACUGCAGCCGGGAGGAGAGCCGGCUGUCCCGCUGCUUGAACACCUUCGACCUGGUGGCCCUGGGGGUGGGCAGCACACUGGGCGCAGGUGUCUACGUCCUGGCUGGAGCCGUGGCCCGUGAGGACGCCGGCCCUGCCAUCGUCAUCUCCUUCCUGAUCGCUGCGCUGGCCUCCGUGCUGGCUGGCCUGUGCUAUGGAGAGUUUGGGGCUCGCGUCCCCAAGACAGGCUCGGCCUACCUCUACAGCUACGUGACCGUGGGGGAGCUCUGGGCCUUCAUCACGGGCUGGAAUUUGAUCCUGUCCUACAUCAUCGGUACGUCAAGUGUAGCGAGAGCCUGGAGUGCGACCUUUGACGAGCUGAUAGGCAAACCGAUUGGGGAAUUCUCACGGAAGCACAUGGCCCUGAAUGCCCCCGGCGUGCUGGCUGAAAACCCUGACAUAUUUGCUGUGAUUAUAAUCCUCAUCUUAACAGGACUCUUAACUCUUGGGGUGAAGGAGUCAGCCAUGGUCAACAAAAUUUUCACUUGUAUCAAUGUUCUGGUCCUGGGCUUCAUAGUGGUGUCAGGAUUUGUGAAAGGAUCCAUCCAAAACUGGCAACUGACACCGGAGGAUAUCCGGAAUUCAUCCUGCAAUCCCCAUCACAACAAUGACACAAAAGAAGGGAAAGUCGACAUGGGUGGAUUCAUGCCCUUCGGAUUCUCCGGUGUCCUGUCAGGGGCAGCGACCUGCUUCUACGCCUUCGUGGGCUUUGACUGCAUCGCCACCACAGGUGAAGAAGUCAAGAACCCCCAGAAGGCAAUCCCUGUGGGCAUCGUGGCCUCCCUCCUGAUUUGCUUCAUUGCAUACUUCGGGGUGUCCGCCGCCCUCACGCUCAUGAUGCCCUAUUUCUGCCUGGACAUAGACAGCCCCCUGCCUGAUGCCUUCAAGCACGUGGGCUGGGAGGGCGCCAAGUAUGCAGUGGCUGUGGGCUCGCUCUGCGCACUUUCCACCAGUCUUCUAGGUUCCAUGUUUCCCAUGCCACGAGUUAUCUACGCCAUGGCUGAGGAUGGACUGCUGUUUAAAUUUUUGGCCAAAAUCAAUGAUAGGACCAAAACCCCUAUAAUCGCCACACUGACAUCAGGUGCCAUUGCUGCUGUGAUGGCCUUUCUCUUUGACCUGAAGGACUUGGUGGACCUCAUGUCCAUUGGCACGCUCCUGGCGUACUCUCUGGUGGCUGCCUGUGUUUUAGUCUUACGAUAUCAGCCAGAACAGCCGAACCUGGUGUACCAGAUGGCCAGAACCAGUGAUGAGCUAGAUCAAGUCGACCAGAAUGAACUGGUGAGCACCAGUGAUUCCCAGACAGGCUUUUUACCAGAAGCAGAGAAGUUUUCUUUGAAAGCUAUACUGUCACCCAAAAACAUGGAGCCUUCCAAGUUGUCUGGGCUAGUUGUGAACAUUUCAGCCAGCCUCAUAGCAAUUCUUAUCAUCAUAUUGUGCCUGGUGGCCGUGCUUGGAAGAGAGGCUCUGGGCAAUGGGGAGCUGUGGGCAAUCUUUCUGGUCACGGGAUCUAUCCUCCUCUGUGCACUGGUCACGGGCAUCAUCUGGAGGCAGUCCGAAAGCAAAACCAAGCUCUCGUUCAAGGUCCCCUUCUUGCCGGUGCUUCCUGUCCUGAGCAUUUUUGUGAAUAUCUAUCUCAUGAUGCAGCUGGACCAGGGCACGUGGGUCCGGUUUGCUGUGUGGAUGCUCAUAGGCUUCGUCAUCUACUUCGGCUAUGGGCUGUGGCACAGCGAGGAGGCGUCCCUGGGCACUGACCAGGCAAAGACUCCCGACGGCAAUUUGAACCAGUGCAAGUGACAUGCAGCCUCGCUGGCCAGAGCUGUGGCAGCCCCGAGGGAUGUCUGCAGAGGACUGGGCAGCACCUCACUCUCCACCAGUAUAAUAGGAACCACCCUCGUCCGCGACACCCCCAGUGCCACCAAAGGUGCAACUAACCGUAUUGCAGCCGCAGCCAGCGCCUGAGGCCCCGGCCUCCUCCAGACAGCUCCCUGGCCAGGGCCACCUGGCUGUGGCUGGCCAUAUAUCUCCUUACUUCCCUCUGAACAAAGAAAACAGCCCCUCUCCUCGCCAGCCGGCUGUGCUGCUAUGGCUCCCGGCAGAGGGGAGGUCACCUGGUCUCCCUCCCUGGGGACUGCUCUGGUAUUGCAAGCAUACAUACUCUAGACCUCCAGUAGCCAUUUCCCCCCUCAGCCCCAAACAGCCGGCCAUAGAUGCAAGAUGAGUACCACAAAACAGUGUGUCCCCAGCAGUGCCACCCCAGAGCCAAGUGACAGCAAUUCACUAGAAGAAUAACAGGGCUGUUAGACUUCCCUUGCUCCUGCCCUCUGAGUUGCUUCCAGAUGGGGUGUUAGGACUGGGCCUCUCCCCACAGUGCCCUCUGAGCAGGUUGGCUCUGACACCGUCACAGACCCAGCCCACCGCGGGGGAGCAGGACCGAGGGCAGGCGGUUCAUCCUAGGCACAGAAGACGAGAGGCUUCUGGUGCGAACAAAGGCCUUGAGGUCAGGGGAGGGCUGGCUGUCUCGUGCAUGCCCAUAGACCAGGGGACCUUCUCCAGUCCCGUUCCUGGAGGUCAGGAAGAGUUCCUGCUGCUCUGGUGUCUGUCGCUGCUGGCCAUGUGUCCUGAGUAACUGGAACACUGUGUUUGUGUAGGACUGGCCCCAGAAGAGUUUCACACUCUGGGGUCUUUUCCAUUCACUAAGUCUUGCCCUCUGGUGGCUUGCGCACCAGUCUUUUGGAUCUUAUAAGGUUCUCAAAACAGGUGGCAGCUCGGUCUGCGGUUGUGACACUUCUGCCCCCUGACAUGGUCUGUUUGGCUUCUGAUGUAUAAGGAAAUUGAAUCCUCCUGUUAGUUGUGAAUCACUCCACCAGAUUAAGUUGGGGCUUAACAUUAACUUGGAAAAUGACCAAACAAUGACUGCGAGCCGCUGGCCUGUGGGUCGGGGUGUGUGGUCCACAAGGAGGCAACUUGGAGUCCUGUUGCUCUUGUGUAUCUGUGGUCCAGAUGCUGCGGCUUUCCAUACCAUUGAGGUCCAGCGGAGACCUCAGUGUCCUUCUGUGACUCCUGUCUACACCCUGCACUCUGUCCCCUCCUUCUGUAGCUGGGGUGGGACCUAGGACCAACACCAUUUCACACACUCCUUGUAGAUGGAAGCCCAGGGAAGGGGAAUGCUGAUGGAGCCUCACUUCCAUUUAAAGUACCACCGGAGCCCACAGGGAGGGUGAGAGAGAGCCGCAUUUUAGACACCACAGAGAAGUAGCUGCUGCUUUUAAAGCUUAGAUUCCUGUUUCUUUCCUGCCUGGCCAUUGAUGCAAAUCUGGUGGGAAGAAACUUGAUUGACUGAUGGCUCUUGUCUUUUCCCCUCUGUUCCAGGAGGUUCUUAGAGAGAUGUAAGCGUUAGUGAAACUGGCCUGGGGCUGUGGCUCAGUGGCGGAGCUCUUGCCUAGCAUGUGCGAGGCCCUGGGUUUGAUCCCCAGCACCACAAAAUAAAAAUAAAGCAGCUAAAAGACCAGGUCAGCCAAUGAAGGGUGGCCCAUGGCCAAGAGCUAGGGAAUUAUGCCCAGUUCUGACCACUUGCUGGAAGCUUUAUUCCAAGUUGCAUCUGUGAAUGUCCCAGAGGGAGUAUCCUAAGACCCCAAGGGUUGGGUUUCCAAAGAAAGGUAUUUAAAUUUAUGUAGAUUGGUGCUGUAAAAUAUUUUCAUAAACAUUAACUUAUUUUGUUGGGGGUUUUAGUUGUCUGUUGUCUUCUUAUGACCUAUUAGGUUUGUUUGCCUGAUUUUUUUUUUUCCUGUUAUUUUUUCUGUAUAGGCAAAGAGAACUUGGAGGAAGGAGGGUGAACAAUGAGGUGGGAGGGAGAGAGCAUUCUGUUUCUUUAACUUCCUUUCUGGCUGAAAUCUUUGUGCAAGCAGCGCUUGAUGGUCUGUUUACAAGUUGAUGUGUCGGCCUGUAUCGUCAUCAAUCUGCACGGUGGGAAGGGGUGUUUGGGGGUUUGACCACAGUCAGACAGUCUCCCAUCACGGAACAUGCUGACAGCCACAGAUCUGCCCUCCUUUCCUCAGUCAAAUGCUUACUGUGCAACACAGAAGCUCACAGGGGUCGGGGGUGGGGGAUAUGGUGCCCCUGUACCCUCCCUUGUUAGAGGAAAAACUUCUUCAGAAAGCACACAUAAGGUGACUUGCAUGAAGAGUUCAUUGCUUUUAUUAAAGAUUGUGUGCAUUUGUCAAGGGGCUUUUCUGUGUAAUAGGGGCAGUGAUACAUGGAAUGGUAUUUGGGGUGAGCCUCUCAAUUUUAAUAAGCCUUUUCUUACCACAUCCCUCAUUCCUUCCCCGGAAAUAAAAACACACAGGCAAAGAAAAGAAAAAAAGAAAGAAUAGUUUCACAUCUCUUAACCCCUUGUGCAAAUAAGAAUAUCAUUCUCAGUUUCAGGACUUGGGUGGUAUUUUCCUACGUAGUCAGGAUGUGCAAACCUUCUGAAGAUGCACACAUCCUGUGGAAUGCCCUGUCUUCUCUUGUUGUGCACCGGGCCCAGAUACUCAGAUUAGAAAGACUCAUUUUCAAUGAGUAAGCACCCUUUCUCUCGCCAGGCUCAAAUUUCUCUUUGCCAGGCUCAAAUUUAGGAAGAAGCCAAUAGUAGGAACCCCCAGGAGCUCUGCUGAAGAAUAGGGGUGAUGAAUGUCUCCUGAGCAGCAGCGGGGGACCCCAGUGACAGGCUGGGACGAGAGCUGCCUUCUGGGUGGCACUCCCAUCAUCCCCGUCCACGCCUCUCAGGUGGACUUUUGUGCAUUGGACACAUGGUUUCAAUCCAAGAGGGAAAACUGUAUACUCCUCUUUCCUGGGCCAUCUCAGAAAACUGUUAAAUUCAUACUGUUUUCAGAAUUGUUCAAAUCUUCCCCCAUUUGGCAAAAAAACAAACAAACAAAAAAAAACUCCAUUGAAUCCCUUAUCUCUAUCUGGCAAUCAGCCACCUAGUUCCAAGUGCUGAGGCAGUGUUUAGCCCCACAUGUCACUCCCCUGCCUGUGGCCCGAAGUGACUGCAGGACGAGGGGUCUCUGGGAUUCUACACCCAUCCUUCCUGACCAAGGCCUUGGAGCGCCCCCUCCUGCACCUUUGGUGUGGCCGCGUGCACAUCUGGAGGAGACCCAGGGCCGCCCUGCACUUUGGGGUGCUUCAUGCAGGAUGCUGGGAGACUUGUGAGGGGCCUGCUCCCCGCUCCCCGCUGACACCGAGCAGGCAUUCUGAAUUAGCUGUAGGCUCUUGCCCAGCACGGUGAGCCUUGGACAGCUGUGAGUACUGGACAGGAGGCUGGGUUCCAUGUGUGGACAUGCCCUGCACAGACCCCACCCAGCCUUUCUUACGCAUUGCUGGACAUACUGGGCUCACUGCAGGAGCGUUCCUGGCUCCCCGCUGGGACCCUCCUUUUUUAUUUGAAUGUGCCCUGUUCACUGACACUUUUUUCUUGCUAAUAGGAGCUGACGGUUAAGUUCCGUUGGCACCCAAGUGCCAGGGCGCCUGUCCUCGGUGUUGAUGGACGGGUGGAGGAGUGUGUCCAGGUCCACCCUCUAGUGGGUUCCUGUGCUCCCAGGACGGGAAUUACUUGGGCAGAGGAUGUGUGAUGCAUGUGCAAAACUUACGGAGUUCAAGUUCAGACGGAACUGAGUAUAUGUUGUGUAUAAUUGUGUAAAAUUCAAACCCUGUCUGUUUGCCAUGGUCAUGAGUAUUCUAUGUGAGGCUCCCAGGGGAGAAGUACAUUUGUCAGACUUUUGAGGGAUCAUGAAAUGCUUCAUUGAUGCGGUGGUGCCAGAUGCUACACUCCAAGUGACAUUGUGGUUAUGGUGCCUAAUGGAUUCUCAAGGCAAAAAUAAGUCACCCGGCUUUCAUCUUUGUCACUCUUAAUCCAGAGCCUUUUGGUGCCCAUUGCUUCAUUGAGCCACAGGCUCUCUUCCCAGAGGGACCUGGUGAGACCAAGGCGCUCUAGGCACAGUUCCCAAGGAGCCCUCCAGGAUCGUCCUGUUAACAGUUGAACUGCCUGCCGGCCAGAAACCCACGUGAGACAGAGACCUUGUCCAAGAGGAUGUUCUCAGGGGAUAAUGUGUCCAGCAGGGUCAGGAAGCAGGGGUGGGGAGAUGCAUUCAGACUUUGUUAAUUGAUUAACAAGGUAUAUGGUUUCAUGUUUCUCGAUGACAAACUUUUUCAGUUUGGGGACUUAUUUUCCCAUUUGAGAAGUUAUAAUAUAUAUUUAAGGUAUGUUUCCUGCUCCCGUUGUGCCUUUCAGCUUCGGUGGGUUUAAGGAUCACAAAAGGGUCAUGAUACUAAUGAGGGUUGGUUUAUUAUCAAACCUGAAUAGCUGUGGUUUCUCCAGGAAGUUUUUUUCUUCUACUGAAUAUGGAGCCAUUACAAAAGAGUUGUGUGUUUUUUAUUAUGUAAAUUGUAUGAUAUUUUUUUGCUCGUUUGAUGUUCUAUUUUUCUAAUAGUUUUCUUAUAGUUUCUUAUAAUGGUGAUAACUAGAUUUAGAUUCUGAUGCGAACUGCAAAUCAGGUUGGUCUCUGCUGGGCCCCUCCUGUUUUCUUAUUAUAUUUUAUUUUAUUUUAAGGACAAGCGCAGGUGUCAUCCAUCACCUUUAAAAAAAAAAUGUGAAACUGCUCUGUUUCUCUUUUUGCUGACUACACUGUACAUUGACAACUUCCUACCAUACUUUAUGUUGUAAAAUCGAACUAUUUUGUGGUACAUUAUCUCAUGCUUCUGCAAAAUCUAAUAAAUUCUGUCUGUGGCUUCCGUGUA
Molecule: messenger RNA, 6931 nt
Organism: Marmota flaviventris (yellow-bellied marmot)
Lineage: Eukaryota; Metazoa; Chordata; Mammalia; Rodentia; Sciuridae
Gene: Slc7a1
Product: solute carrier family 7 member 1
Biological process (GO): L-ornithine transmembrane transport; L-arginine import across plasma membrane
Cellular component (GO): plasma membrane
Molecular function (GO): L-lysine transmembrane transporter activity; L-arginine transmembrane transporter activity; L-ornithine transmembrane transporter activity
Source: RefSeq, a predicted model, not a curated record